AUGGUUUGGAAAGCUGCCGGGCAAGAAUACAAACGAAAAGGUGAAAAACGUUUAACAUUUGAAGAAUGGCUGCCAAUUUUUGACCAACUUUCUAAAGAAAAAGAAGUUGGAAGUUAUGCAGAUUUUAUGGAAGGACUUAAAGUUUUUGAUAAAGAUGAAAGUGGAAAAAUUAUGGCAGCUGAAUUGAGGCAUGUAUUAUUGGCGUUGGGAGAGCGUCUCAAUACUGAAGAAGUUGAUGAACUUUUACAAGGAGUUGAGGAUGGAGAGGGAAUGGUUAAUUAUGAUCGUGAGUUUUUCUUUAACUUUAAAGAAAAAAAUUUUUUUGGCUCUGAUUGGAUUAAAAGUAUUCAAAAUCUUGUAGUCAUGCUUAUAAAAUUUGCGGACAACUAGUGUAAAACAUAUAGCUAUUAUAAG
Molecule: messenger RNA, 414 nt
Organism: Meloidogyne enterolobii
Lineage: Eukaryota; Metazoa; Nematoda; Chromadorea; Rhabditida; Meloidogynidae
Source: the annotation of a GenBank genome assembly